AUAAACAUAAUUAAAUGAACCGUUACCCAUUUUCGCUAAUCUAGUCUAGAAAUAAAAGGUGUAGCUUGGUUUUGUUUAUCUACAUACUUUACACCUUUACGGCUAUACCAUAAGAGAUUAAGAGAUGUUGCUGUUCUUUCCCUUACUAGCAAUCUUCUCCCUCACCAUAAUAUAUUUGUUUCUUCUUCCAAAGCACACUAAAAAUAAUGAGCCAUUACUUCAUCCUCCUCCUGGACCUAAAGGAAUCCCUUUCAUUGGAAACCUACACCAAUUCGACGCCUCGAAACCUCAUGUAUACCUUGCUGAGCUUGCUAAGACAUAUGGUCCAAUCAUAAGCUUGAGAUUCGGACGUGUGCCGGUUGUUGCGGUUCAUUCAGCCAAACUAGCCAAAGAGGUCCUUCAAACACAAGACCUUAACUUUUGUAGUAGACCACCCUUGGUUAGUAUGCAAAGGCUAAGUUAUAAUGGAUUAGACAUGGCUUUUGCUCCAUAUAAUGAGUAUCUAAGAGAAAUAAGGAAGAUAAGUAUUGUUCAUCUCCUUAGCUCUAAGAGAGUAGAUUCUUUUGCUCCGAUUCGACAAGAAGAAGUCUCAAGGGUGAUGAAGAAGAUCUCCUCUCUUUCUUCAGCUUCCAAAAUUGUUAAUCUAAGUGAACUGCUUAUGGGGUUUUCAGCUUCGAAUAUAUGUAGGAUUGCUUUUGGCAAAAGGUGCGAAGAUGAUGAAGGGUUAUCAAGGAGGAGCAAAUUCCAUAGCAUGUUAAAUGAAGCACAAGCCAUGUUCACAAGCUUCUUCUUUAGUGAUUAUUUUCCUACUAUUGGGUGGCUUGAUAAACUAAGUGGAAAGUUUUCUAGACUUGAGAAGAUAUUUAAGGAUAUGGAUGCAUUUUAUGAAGAGAUCAUAAAUGACCAUCUUGCCCCUAACAAGCCUAAAUCUGAGAGGGAGGAUAUAAUUGACAUUCUACUCCGCCUUAGAGAACAUCAUCCCUCUUAUCAACUCACUUUGGACCACAUCAAAGCAAUUUUAAUGAAUAUAUUUGUUGCGGGAGCAGAUACAAGUGUAGUGAUGGUUGUUUGGGCAAUGACGGAGUUAAUAAAACACCCGGAAUCAAUGAACAAAGUACAAGAAGAGCUUAGGAAUGCUAUUCAAAACACGAAUUGCAUCAACAAAUGUAACUUUAAGGAGCUUAAAUACUUUCAAGCAGUGAUGAAGGAAACAUUUAGGCUACACCCUGCAGGGCCACUAUUAGUUGUUCGCGAAACAAUUCAAAAAACCAAGAUUGAAGGGUAUGAUAUUCUACCCGGAACAUUAGUACAUGUGAACGCGUGGGCUAUUGGAAGAGAUCCCGAGUCUUGGAUAGAUCCUGAAAAAUUCAUGCCUGAAAGGUUUUUAGAAAGUACAAUAGAUUUCAAAGGAUGUGACUUUGAGCUAAUUCCUUUCGGGGCUGGAAGAAGAAUAUGUCCUGGUUUACAUCUCGGUGUUGCUAAUGUGGAGCUCGUACUUGCCAAUUUGUUGCACUCGUUCGAUUGGGAAUUGCCUAGUGGUGUUAAGAAAGAGGACAUUGACACUGAUGUUCUUCCUGGUAUUGCUAUGCAUAAGAAAAAUCCAUUAUGCCUAGUGGCUAAAAAAUAUUAGGGCUAAAUAAAACCUUAAUUUGAUGUUCAAAAUAAACCUAGGGUUUUAUCUGUUAUGUAUUAUUGUAUAAGUAUUUAUUGUACAAUAUUGAACCAUGAAAAUAAGUCAUAGGACAAUAUUAACGAUAUGGUCCUCGAGCAUCACCGGACAAAAAUGUGUGUUAUAUAUAUAGUGUAUUUUUGCAAGUAA
This is a messenger RNA of Chenopodium quinoa (quinoa), 1819 nucleotides long. RefSeq names its product cytochrome P450 83B1-like. Bases 125 to 1630 code for a protein of 501 amino acids. Lineage: Eukaryota; Viridiplantae; Streptophyta; Magnoliopsida; Caryophyllales; Amaranthaceae. The transcript has 3 exons. The record is from RefSeq and is a predicted model, not a curated record. Gene Ontology annotation, molecular function: iron ion binding; oxidoreductase activity, acting on paired donors, with incorporation or reduction of molecular oxygen; monooxygenase activity.